Messenger RNA from Enterobius vermicularis (human pinworm), 159 nucleotides. Lineage: Eukaryota; Metazoa; Nematoda; Chromadorea; Rhabditida; Oxyuridae. The record is from the annotation of a GenBank genome assembly.
GGUGAUGGUGAUGGUGAUGGUGAUGGUGAUGGUGAUGGUGUGGUGAUGGUGAUGGUGAUGAUCGUUGGCAGCGCCAGGCGUAGUAACAUCAAACGGCAGGAGCAGCAUCAGCAACCAAAACAACAGCAACAACAUUUGUUGGGGUGGCGCGGUCGUUGA